Trichobilharzia szidati is the source of this 1170-nucleotide messenger RNA. The record is from the annotation of a GenBank genome assembly. Lineage: Eukaryota; Metazoa; Platyhelminthes; Trematoda; Strigeidida; Schistosomatidae.
AUGAUGUUAAUUAAUUCAGGCUUAUUUUUCACUCCAAGUGAUUGUAUCAUACACAAAGAUUUAAAUUCAUCUCAACUAACUGUGAAAUAUUACCCAUCCAAAUUAAAUAAUACAGAGAAUCCUAAGGAUCUUACGAAAGAUACGUGUCGAACAGUUAGAUUCAGUGUUUGCAAUAUUAGCCAGGCUCAAGUUAUCAACUACGAAUGGUUCACUUGUAUCAUCAAAAUCACUGCUCCUUGUCAGCAUAUUCCUUCAAAUAACAAAAUACUGAGACAGUUAGAUGAACUAUGCAGCAACAGAACAUUCUACCAAAUGAUGUAUCAAUUAAAUGAUACUGCAGUAGAACAACUUAAACUGUUGUGCAUUGGAAAACUGAUGCCACCAGAUGAUAAAACGUCUCAAAACUCUUCCAUUUGUGAUGUUAUUCUAAUGGUGCCUAUAUUCUCUAGGGAUUUGUCUGAUCUCAUUUCAGAUUAUCUAAAUGAGACUUUGAAUACAGUGAUCAAGCAAAAGUGCUCAAAUACUUCAGAUGCCUUUUACUAUCGCCAUCAUUAUAAUCAGUCAUAUUGGCGACAACAGAAAUGUCGACUGUCUAAUAAACUACAAUGUAAAAAUAAUGAAAGUGCUCUGUGUUUUUCUUGUUCUCAUUUGUCAUACAAUUGUGAUAAAUUAAAUUUAUCAUCUGUCAGACAAAGAAUGAAUUCUACAAUAACAUUAGGUGUAAAUAAAAAGGAAUAUUCCCAUCACUUACCUGAUUUUGGAAAUGCUAUUCAGCCUCUCACUUAUGUUACAUCAUCUAUACAGAAGAGAGAAAACAGCAUACUCAACCAGGAAUUGUUAUUGAAUGCAACAGACCAGAUUUAUCUGUGCUCCUUAGUAACUGACCUAUUCAGAGAAUAUGAGCAUAAAAAUGGCUCCUCAAGCACUGAUAAAGAAGUAUCCAGUGUGCAGCCAGUUCAAGAAGAAUUGAAUGCACCUAGAAUUGAACCACUUAACCGUGUUAGACAUAAAAGAAAUUCUGAAAUGCAGACAACAGGUUUAUACUCACCUAUGAGUUCACAGCUUCUACCUCCAAGAAACUUACAAAUAGUACCUCUCAACUUUGGCUCUUUAAACAUAUCAUGGAUGCCAGCUAGAAGAAAUGAACGCUUUAUAACGCAUUAUGAGUAA